UGCAGACUGGUCUACUCCUGCCUUAAUGAACAGUACAUUAUAAGGAUAACAAACCGUAGGAAGUCAGCAGCAGGACUGUCUUGCCCAAUCCCAGCUGUAACUGGAUCCCCUACCUGGGUGAUGGCAUCCAUUUGAUCUUCCCAUGUGAACUAUUUCUAAAAGAAGACCUGAUGCUGCUUUAGUUAUCCUCUUUUGAAGCAUAUUCAGAGUAAUGGAAGGAGACAGUGACAUUGUACAUUGUGGAUCAUCAUUUGUGAAAAUUGAAAGGCCUCAACUUGUGGAGAAAAGCAACACCACAUCAGAAGUGUGGAGAUAUUUCGGCUUCCAACCUGGCAGUGAUGGUAGACCAGAAAACAUUGAAACUCCUGUCUGUAAAAUCUGUUUCCGUGUCAUUCCAGCAAAAGCUUCAAACACAAGUAAUCUUUAUGCACAUCUGAAAUCGCAGCACCCUCAUAUUUAUAUAGAAGUGAAAGGAAAACCCAACCAGGCACCACCAACCACUACAGCUUCUGGGGAGCCAGGCAGGGAACAGACCGCCACCAUGCGGGAGAUCUUUCAGCGAAAGGAUAAAUUUGAUCCAAAGCCCAGAGAACACAGGGAGCUGACUAAGGCUGUGACUUACUACGUCACCAAGGAUAGAAUGCCCCUGAGUACCCUUUCCAAGCCUGGCUUUCAGCACCUCUUGAGCAAGUUCAACCCAAGGUAUGAGCUGCCAAGCAAGAACUACUUUUCCAGAGUAGCUAUUCCAUCACUUUAUGCAGAUGUUCGCAAAGUUGUUGAGAAAGAGUUAAAGAGUGGAGAUUGUUUUGCUGCAACUGUUGAAACAUGGACAAGUAGGAACAAUGAAAUGUACCUGACAUGUGGGGUUCAAUAUGUCGACAGUGAUUGGAUCCUCAAAAGCCAUUGUCUGCAGACUCAGUAUCUACCAGAUGAACACACCGGUCAGAGUCUAAAGUGUGCCCUUGAAGAUGUGCUGGAAGAGUGGGGUCUAGACCCAACCAACCUUGUAGCCAUCACUACUGACAAUGGACCUGCUAUUAAACAUGCCUGUGAGUUGCUAGGCUGGAAGAGAAUAACUUGCUUCAGUCGGAACUUGCAAUGUUCUCUCCAAAAAGGUCUCGAGGAUUCCCGCAUUGAACGAAUCAUACAGUUGUCCCGUCAAAUAUUUUCUCAGUUUUCACGCAGCUGGAGGAGAAAGCGGGAUUUUUCUAUAGCGCAAAGUCAGAAAGGGCUUCCAAGGAAUUCACUGAAAGCAGAUGUCAACAACCAUUGGGGGACUACUUUGAAUAUGUUGGAAAGAUUUCUUGAGCAGCAGGAUGCUGUCAGAGCUGUGUUAGCUCAUGAUCAUAAAAUAUGUCGCCUUGUUCCAACGUGGCAGGACAUUGAUGUUCUUGAGUCAGUUAUAAGUGUUUUACGUCCUUUUCGUGAAAUGACUGAAGCCCUGUCUUCGGAAAAAUUCAUUUCUAUUUCAGCAAUAAAUCCUCUUAUAAAGCAUAUUUGCAAUGAUCUUGUAAGAGAGGAACAAGAGGAGUUGACUCUAAGUUUUCUCAUGAGAAUGCGAAUCAAACGAGACCUUGAAAUGCGAUAUGGAGACCCAGACUUGGUUCAUUUUCUGGAGAAAGUUACAUUCAUUGAUCCCCGCUUUGGUCCCACGUGUGUAGACAAUCUAGAAAAUGUCCUGCAGCAAAUUAAAGGAGAGAUUCUUGCUGGAAAAAUAGCUGAAGAAUCAUCAUUGUUUCAAAUUAGCUUUGAUGGCUCAACUGUUUCUCCAUUGAGCUCUUGCAGCUGGUAUGAUCGAGAUAGCCCAGGGCCAAGUCAACCAAAGAAGGCCAAAUAUGGUGGGGGACUUGCCAAGGUAUUUGGAAAACAGAGUGGAGAUGGAGGUGCAGACAAAGUGGUGACGACGUCUGUGUCACUACAAGAACAGCUUGACCGAGAACUGGAUUUUUAUUUCAAGGAGCCUAAACUCUCUCUAGAGAGCUGUCCUCUUCAAUGGUGGAAAGCCACUCAGAAUUGUCUGCCUUUACUGGCAAAGUUAGCCAAAAAGUAUCUCUGUAUUUCGGCAAUGAAUGUGGCAUCAGAGAGAGCAUUCAGCAAUAGUAGUUAUGCACUAACUGAGUACCGAAGCAGCGUGAAGCCAAAACAUAUGGACCAGCUGGUGUUCUUAGCUGAAAAUCUCCCAUGAUGGUAACAUUUUUGAGAAGAUCUGUUUUUAAAAAUACAAAGGUGAAUUGUGGCAACAAUAAUUUAAUGUUCUAUGGAAUCUCAAAAUUAAAUAAUUAUAUCUGGAUCACUUUCAGGGUGGGUUUAACGACCUCUCUAAGCUGGUGAGCAUGGGAUUUACCCAGUAAUUACUAGGAGUUAAUCUAUUAUUUCUUAUCAACUUUAAUGGUGUUUGUUGUAUACAUUCACCCAGAAGUACAUUACUGGAGUGUUGUCAUCACUUAGUCUUGGUCUUUUAUCUUACCCCCAUCCCAAAGCCAGAAUUGAUGUCUCAUGUUUGUGUUAUACUUUAUUCAGAAUGCUGGCUAAAAACUGACAAAGCUUUUAUCCAGCUGAGAUAUGAGCAACAAGCACUUGAGGUAGAGGCUUUCCAACCUUCUGGAUUGGACUUGCAAAUUGUCGAGCUUGAGCAAUCCUAUUGGCUAAUAUAUCAGUUGCAUGUUUGACUUACAAAGAAAUUGGCCUCUAUUAUGAUCUGCUUUGUAUGUUGUUUUGGUCAAUGUCACAUGAUCUUCUCUGAUGCAUGCUCAACUAAUCUGUGAAGCACUGCUAAAGAACUUUCCCACCUUGUUGGGAAGUGCACACUGACACCCCACCAGCGCUAAAGUAUCAACAGUGUAAUAAAGGAGAUUAGAUAUUAAUUUCAUAUCCCUAUAUACCAAGUAGUCUCAUGUUUUGAAUAUUGUAAAAACAUGUUUGAUAAUGUAAUUUAUCAGCUACAUAGAGUUCCUGUAGGUGGAACUGAAUACUUCAAUAUAUUUGGCUGUCCCACAAUAUUUUGUGCAGGCAUUAAAAACCUUAUGUAUAAUGUACAUUUCUUGUCCACUAAUGUUACUGUCUGUAAUGCAUCGGUUCUGCUGUAACGCAUGUUUCUUCAAUGAAAAUCGGCUUGAACGCGAUUGAAGAUUUUAGACAGUUAUUUGUAGAAUGCAAACUUUCUUUACCUGUAUUGGCUACAAUGCGAUUCCAGCCCCAUUAGUUUAAAAAGCAUGGUUAUUGUGUGAUUUUCUUCUAACACAAGAUUGCACGAGAGCAGAAUUAUCGCAUUAUAUCAGAACCGACUGUAUUUUUUUAUAUGGACGUUUGAAAGUUUCUGUUGGAAUACUUCAAAGUAAACAUUCAUGCAAACUUCUUUGUCAACAUAUCUUAAUGGAGGAAGUAAAUUAACAUUUCAGCACCAUUAUUUGUUGAU
Messenger RNA from Hemiscyllium ocellatum (epaulette shark), 3415 nucleotides. RefSeq names its product E3 SUMO-protein ligase ZBED1-like. Gene Ontology annotation, molecular function: DNA binding; protein dimerization activity. The record is from RefSeq and is a predicted model, not a curated record. NCBI's taxonomy places the organism in Eukaryota, Metazoa, Chordata, Chondrichthyes, Orectolobiformes, Hemiscylliidae. Bases 212 to 2185 code for a protein of 657 amino acids. The transcript has 2 exons.